Messenger RNA from Metopolophium dirhodum (rose-grain aphid), 2389 nucleotides. RefSeq names its product lysophosphatidylcholine acyltransferase (gene LPCAT). The transcript has 12 exons. The record is from RefSeq and is a predicted model, not a curated record. Lineage: Eukaryota; Metazoa; Arthropoda; Insecta; Hemiptera; Aphididae. The coding region runs from base 268 to 1809 and encodes 513 amino acids.
AUGGUUGCUGUGAGCGCGCGCUGUUGCACAUGUCCCGACACUCAGUCCGCCGCACAUUGUCGAUAAUCGCGCGUUGGUGUACGGUACAUCAUAGUCAACGAGCCGCACUAUUCUUGUCCUCCGUCGCUGUUUUUCCGCGUUCACAUUGGGCCGCGUAAUUUCAUAAUAAUAUAACGUAGCCAGCGGUGAACUAUUAUAGUGCCGCCGGAUCGCAGAGAAGAAGAUCGAGACGUGACGGCUGACUUCGCUGCCACUGCUGGUGCAGAGAUGAGCGAGACCAAACUGUUGAUUGGCAGCGAUAUGAUCGCGUCCAAAGACAUGCUCAACCCGUUCGUACACCAUCUGGAGCUGACUUCCACCUACGACAAGUUUAAGACUGCAUUUUUCACUAUAGUCGUUCUACCCGUUCGGAUAGUUGCCAUUUUGGUUUUGCUGUUUAUAGCUUGGCUGUUGGCGACCAUUGGUUUGACCGGUGUUAAUCAAACCGAAUUAUCAGAGAGACCACUUGUCGGAUGGAGACGCUGCGUCAGGCGUGCGGUGUACGUGGUCGUCCGGCUUAUGUUCGGGGCGGCUGGCUUCCAUCGGGUCAGGACUGUCGGCGAACAGGCCACGCGGCAACAGGCGCCCGUGCUGGCCGUCGCGCCGCACUCGUCCUUUUACGACGGGCUGGCGGCCGUCGUCACGGGCGGUCCAACCAUCGUAGCUAAGGAAGAGAACUCGUUCAUACCGAUCGUAGGAAGAGUAAUAAACUUCACGCAGCCCGUGUACGUACGGAGAGACGACCCAGAAUCGAGACACAACACAAUACAGGAGAUAAUUCGCCGUGUAAAAUCCGACCAAGACUGGCCUCAGAUCCUUAUAUUCCCGGAAGGCACAUGUACGAACCGAUCGUGUUUGAUAACGUUCAAGCCGGGCGCCUUCUAUCCAGCAGUGCCCGUUCAACCGGUACUGUUGCGGUACCCGAACAAACUGGACACCGUCACCUGGACGUGGGACGGUCCUGGAGCAUUGAAACUCUUGUGGUUGACUAUGACGCAGCCGACUACGACGGUGGAAGUGGAAUUCCUGCCGGUGUACGUGCCCAGCGAAUACGAAAAACAGAACCCAAAAGCUUUCGCCGAAGGCGUUCGAAACGUGAUGGCCAAAGCAUUAGCUGUUCCAACGGCAGACUACACGUACGACGACUGUAGAGUGGCCGUGAAAGCUAGUCAACUGGGUCUGCCGAUGACCUCGAAUCUGAUCACCGUCGAAAGACUUAGAAGUCGUCUAGGAUUGACGCGAAUUAAGAUCGAGGACUCGGCUCUGGUCAAGAACAUGCUGUCGUUUCAGAAUCGAGAGUCUCAACCGGUAGAUCUGGCAGAAUUAGCAAACAGUUUGAACGUCACCGCCGAGGACGGUUCACUGGUCAGCCUCUUCAAAAUGCAUCUAGAGAAUGAAGACUUGUCGACCAUAGAUUUUAAAAAGUACUUGUUGGCUGAAUACAUUUUGCAGAAAGCCACCUCCAAAGACGAUCUGAUCGUGUUGGCUUUUAAGUUGUACGGUGAAUAUUUUGAUAAAGAAAUGUUCGAGUACGUAAUGAACCUCGUCUACAAUCUUCCGAAAUCCGAAGCUUCCGUCAUUUACAACGAAAUGACCGACAAACCAAAUGAAAUAAGAUUGGCGGACUAUCUACAAUACGGGAAAAAGUAUCCUGAAAAAAUGGAGUUCUUGCAAAACCACAGUAAGAAUUCGGCACCCAGAACCGUAACAGACUUUUCCAGUUGCGGUCAAUCGUUCCACGUCCCGGACGACAACAAGAAGUAUCAAUGACAUACGGAACAUCCUACAAGUACGAUCGUACCUGUUGCAGACUGAUAUUAAAAAUGUAUUUUUAAGGUUUUAUAAUAUUAUACUAUUCGUUAUACAUACUUAUAUAUAUAAUAUAUAAUAUUUUGUUACUUAUUGUGUAUUUAAGGAAUAUUUAGAUUUAAGAACCCUCGAUGCACGACUAUAUGUGUAAUUAUAUGAUAUAGGCCAUAGUUCUCAUAUCAAACCUAUAUAUACGGUCGUUUUAAUUGUAAAAAAUAUAAAUAUUAUCAAUGUGUUUAAAAUAUAAUAGUCUAUAAUUUCAGUACCUAUAUUAUAAUAUUAUUAUCUUAUGUAGUACCUAUAUGCAUAUCUUAUAUGCAGUGUUUAGUGCUGUUACCUAUAAUACAAAAUAUUUUGUGUACCUAUAUAUAAUAUAAUAUAUUACCUACUACCUAUUAUACUACCUACGGUGCUUUUACCAGUUAUUUUUUUUAAAACCUUACUAAGAUAUUAUACCGCCAAGUUAGCACCGACAGAUAUAACGCAUUAUAUUGUAUUAUUUUAUUAUUAUUUAUUAUACUAUCCAGAAUACUGCUCGGGA